Hymenoscyphus albidus is the source of this 3451-nucleotide messenger RNA. The record is from the annotation of a GenBank genome assembly. NCBI's taxonomy places the organism in Eukaryota, Fungi, Ascomycota, Leotiomycetes, Helotiales, Helotiaceae.
AUGGCAUGGCAGCCAGAGCAAGAGCCGUUGCGACAGCUAUCAGGAUGUUUGAAGGAUUCCCUGAGUGGUCACAACAAGACGGCCCAGAAGCAGGCUGAGAUCGUGAGUGCUGCUGUCCUCGAACCGCCAAUUUACAACGGUACUUUGGAAUAUCUGCUGAUGGAGGAAUGAUCAAACAGAUGCUUUCCCAAGCAAAAAACUCUCCUGAUAUCAACAAUUACCUCACAUACCUCUUCUCCAGUUCUGAGAUACCCCCAGCUUUGGCUAGCAACCCACAAUACAACCAAGCAGAACACCAUGCAGUUCGUUCCGCCGCAGCAGUCAUGCUGAAAAACAACAUCAAAACUGGAUACAAGACAAUUCCUCCAGAAAGUCUUGCGCUGGUGCGGUCUACGGUGCCUCUAGCCUUACAGGACAAGAACUCAACAAUACGUGGUUAUGCCGGAAAUGUCAUUGCGGAAAUUGUUAGUCGUGGGGGGAUUUUGGGAUGGUCGCAAUUAUUACCAGAUCUGAUUGGGUUGAUUGAGAACCAGACUGGUAAUAUCGCACCGGAAGCUCAAGAGGGGGCAAUGUCAGCGUUGGCCAAAGUUUGUGAGGACAACCGAAAGAUUCUAGACAAGGACUAUUCAGGACAGCGGCCGUUGACGUUUAUCAUCCCAAAACUUAUACAGUUUGCCGGCAGCGAUAAGCCCAAGGUUCGAUCACUUGCACUUGGGACCAUCAAUGUUUUCAUUCCGCAUAAGCCACAAGCAUUGCUGGCAUCUCUGGACGAUCUCCUUAAUCAACUAUUUCAACUUGCAAACGACCCUGAAGCAGAUGUCCGAAGACAGGUGUGUCGGGCGUUUGUUCAAAUAGUCGAGAUUCGACCUGACAAGAUUAUGCCACAUAUUGCAGGACUUGUCGACUAUAUGCUUGCUCAACAAUCGAAGAUGGAAGAUGAAGAUCUGGCUUGUGACGCUGCCGAGUUUUGGCUUACUGUGGGAGAGCAUCACGAACUUUGGGGAUCCUUGGCACCGUAUCUGGAUAAGAUCAUUCCUGUUUUAUUGGAAAGUAUGGUCUAUAGUGAAGAAGAUAUUGCAAUGUUGGAGGGUGGGGGUAACGACGCUGAUGAAGAAGAUCGCAUCCAAGACAUCAAGCCUCAAUUUGCCUCUGGGAAAAACAUUCGAGCUGGAGGCAAUGGAGAGGAAGAUGUCCAAAAUGGUGCUGGGGGUUACGGCAAGCUUCGUGACGACGAUCUGGACGAGGGAGAGAUUGAGGACGACUACGAUGACGAUUCUGAUGAUGGCAAUCCCGAGGAUCGAUGGAAUUUAAGAAAAUGCUCUGCAGCUGCGCUCGAUGUUUUCGCAGGUGACUUUCGAGCCCCUGUUUUCAACACUAUACUUCCAUACCUAUUGACGAAUCUCAAACAUGAAGAGUGGCCCUACCGCGAAGCUGCAGUACUUGCUCUGGGGGCAGUCGCGGAAGGUUGCAUGGAUGUGGUUACACCGCAUCUUCCAGAUUUAGUUCCAUAUUUGAUCACGCUACUCAACGAUCCCGAGCCUCUUGUUCGACAGAUUACGUGCUGGACCCUGGGACGAUAUUCUGCAUGGGCGGCUGGUCUCGGUACUCCGGAAUUACGUGCCCAAUUCUUUGAACCUAUGAUGGAAGGUAUUUUAAUCAAAAUGUUGGACAAUAAUAAGCGGGUUCAGGAAGCAGGUGCUUCGGCUUUCGCGCAUCUUGAAGAAAGAGCCGGUGCAAAUUUAACGCCCUACUGUGAGCCUAUUAUCCGGCAAUUUGUUCGAUGCUUCGAAAAGUACAAGGACAAGAAUAUGUUCAUACUCUACGAUUGCGUGCAAACCUUGGCCGAACACGUUGGUCAUGGUCUUGCCCAGCCUCAACUCAUAGAUAUUCUGAUGCCAGCGCUGAUCCAUCGAUGGAACAAAGUGUCAGAUCAGUCACGAGAAUUGUUCCCCUUACUCGAAUGUCUCUCCUACGUUGCCAGUGCGCUUGCAGAUUCAUUCGCGCCAUUUGCAGAACCAGUCUUUACAAGAUGUGUCAAAAUCAUCCAUCAAAACCUGGAGGACUACUUGGUUGCUGUGAGCAACCCCAUUUUGGAUGCUCCUGACAAGGAUUUUCUUGUUACAAGUCUAGACCUCUUGAGCGCUAUCAUCCAAGCCGUGGAUGAGAAGCAAGCAAAUGAUCUCAUUUCCGGCUCGCAACCUCAAGUAUUCGAUCUCUUGACUUUAUGUAUGGAGGAUCCAGAAAACGAUGUUCGUCAAUCAUCAUACGCACUCCUUGGAGAUUGCGCAAAAUACGUAUUUCCUCAACUAAAACCUUAUCUCCCUGCGUUGUUACCACUUCUCAUCAAACAACUUGACUUGGACCAAAUUAUCGAGGAGCAAAUUGAAACAGGGUUCAGUGUGGUGAACAACGCCUGCUGGUCAGCUGGCGAGAUCUCAAUCCAAUACGGUGGCGAAAUGGCCAGCUACGUUGAGAAGCUCUUGGAGCGAUAUCUUCAAAUCCUUGGCAACCCAGCAGUUCCCAAAUCCGUGACCGAAAACGCCGCCAUCGCCCUCGGACGACUUGGGCUGGGGAACAGUAAUAUCAUGGCUCCCGCCCUACCUUCGUUUGCUGAGCCAUUUUUGAAAUCGAUUAACUCGGUCGACUACACAGUGGAAAAGGCUACGGCUAUGAAGGGGUUUUGUCUGGUGGCCCUGGCGAAUCCGCAGGCUAUGGAGAAGGAUCUUGCCAAUCUUUUUAGUGUUGUUGCGAGGUAUAAGUUGGAAGAUUCGUUUUUGACCCCGUUGACGGCGGAUUUGUCGCGGAUUUUUAGACACGUAAGUACUUUUUUUUUUGUUUCUUUGGGUGGGGGGGGACGUUCGUGAGCUGGAAUUGAGGAGUUCAUGAGGGAGAUGGGAAGGACGUAAAGAAGAAAAGAAGAAUAUGGGCUAAUCAUCGCGAUACAGACCAUGGAACUGUACAAGUCCCUUAUCCCGGACUUUGAUGCAUUUCUUACUAACUCGAUCCCGGCGGGGGAUGUGGCGGCUUUGAAGACGGUUUAUGGGUUGUAAAUACAGAAAGAUCCAGCUUUGGACAACAGGUAAUGGGCCCGCGGCCAGGGGGUGGAAGGGUGCUGUUUUGGGAGCACAGACGAGAGCUGAUGGUUGCAUGAUGUUGUAUUACGAAGGGAUGAUUGAUGCCAGGCACAUUUUAUUGGGAUAUGGCAAGGGAAUGGGAUUGGCACUGGGGAGGAAAAUUCAAGUGAGGAAGCAUCAUGGUUCAUGUGGGGGAGGGAGGGUUUUUUUCCUUUUCAUAUUCACCGUAUGCCUCCUUUUUUGCACAAUAUCUUUGGCAUUUUCACGAGCGGUUCGGAUCGGUUCCUGAUUUUCUUCUUUAAUGGAAUGCAUGACUACCUACCUACCAUCCACACAUUAGAUUAGUAUUACAGACAUUUACGAGUUUUUUUUCCCGC